This is a messenger RNA of Quercus robur (English oak), 1583 nucleotides long. Its product is annotated as GDP-Man:Man(3)GlcNAc(2)-PP-Dol alpha-1,2-mannosyltransferase. Gene Ontology annotation, cellular component: endoplasmic reticulum membrane. Lineage: Eukaryota; Viridiplantae; Streptophyta; Magnoliopsida; Fagales; Fagaceae. The record is from RefSeq and is a predicted model, not a curated record. Gene Ontology annotation, molecular function: GDP-Man:Man(3)GlcNAc(2)-PP-Dol alpha-1,2-mannosyltransferase activity. The transcript has 7 exons. The coding region runs from base 27 to 1421 and encodes 464 amino acids. Gene Ontology annotation, biological process: protein N-linked glycosylation.
UAUUGAGCUCCAAAAAAACAGAGUAAAUGGCUAUCGCAUAUGUGAUAUGGGGCGUGAUCACUGCUAUCUCAGCCUUGAUUAUCAAACUAUCUCUCCACAUAAUCACUGGCAGACGGAACAGAAAGAGAGCCGUGGGGUUCUUCCACCCUUACACCAACGAUGGCGGCGGCGGAGAGCGAGUGCUUUGGUGCGCCGUCAAAGCCAUCCAAGAAGAGACUGCGGACCUUCACAUUGACUGCGUCGUCUACACCGGCGACCACGACGCCUCGCCUCACAGCUUGGCGGCUCGCGCUCUCGAUCGAUUCGGAGUCAACCUAAUUCAUCCUCCUAAGGUGGUGCAUCUAUGUAAAAGGAAGUGGGUUGAAGAAACCACUUACCCUCACUUCACUAUGAUUGGUCAAAGUCUGGGUUCAGUCUAUCUCUCAUGGGAAGCUUUGUGCAAGUUUACUCCAUUAUAUUAUUUUGACACUAGUGGAUAUGCUUUUACGUAUCCACUUGCACGGAUGUUUGGAUGCAAAGUUAUAUGUUAUACCCAUUACCCUACUAUCAGUUUAGACAUGAUAUCUCGUGUUCGUGAACGAAACUCAAUGUAUAACAAUGAUGCCUUGAUUGCACAAAGUAUUUGGCUAUCCCGGUGCAAAAUCCUCUAUUACACAAUUAUUAGCUGGAUGUAUGGAUUUGUAGGCUCUUGUGCACACCUUGCUAUGGUCAACUCUUCAUGGACUCAGUCUCAUAUUGAAAAGCUUUGGAGAAUUCCUUACCGAACUAAGCGAGUGUAUCCUCCUUGUGAUACUUCAGGACUGCAGGUUCUUCCUUUGGAAAGACCUUCUAAAACUCCAAUAAUUAUAUCCGUAGCUCAAUUUCGUCCAGAGAAGGCACACACUCUCCAACUUGAAGCCUUUUCAGUUGCUCUUAAAAAGUUAGACGCAGACUUGCCUAGACCUAAACUUCAAUUUGUGGGUAGUUGUCGAAACAAUUCAGAUGAGGAAAGACUGCAAAAUUUGAAAAAUAAAGCUAUUGAACUAAAGGUGGAUGGAGAUGUGGAAUUCUAUAAGAAUCUGAUGUACAGGGACUUGGUGAGACUUUUGGGUGGUGCUGUUGCAGGAAUCCACUCAAUGACAGAUGAACAUUUCGGCAUAAGUGUUGUUGAGUUUAUGGCUGCAGGCGCAAUUCCAAUUGCUCAUAAUUCUGCUGGCCCAAAGAUGGACAUUGUCUUAGAAGAAGAUGGACAGCAAACAGGAUUUCUUGCCUGCAGUGUGGAAGAAUAUGCAGAUGCCAUCCUGAAAAUUAUGAGGAUGUCUGAAUCUGAGAGGCUCGAGAUGGCUUCAGCUGCAAGGAGCCGAGCAGGCAGAUUUUCUGAGCAAAGAUUUUAUCAAGAUUUCAAAGCUGCAAUCCAGCCAAUUCUAAACCGUGGUUCCUAAUAAUGGACAAAUAACAAAUACAACGUGCUCUUAACUUAGAGAGUGUAACAUAUUGGACCCUUUAAAUUUUUGGCCUUUUAGUUGUAAUCCAGAUGAAGUAUUGUUGUCUAAAUGAUUCACAAUAAUUUUUUUUGAUGACAUAAGAGACCUUCACUUAGAUUA